ACCACAGAGCAGAAGGAGAGAGACUAAUCCAACCACCCCCUAAUUUAUUCCAGCGCAUAUGCGUUUAAUUUUCAUAAUACAUAGAAUUGUCAUACCCUAGAACUCAGUCUUGCAUAAUCUUUGACUGAAUGUAGUGGUCUAUAGAGUUCAAAAUUAUUUAUAAAAUGGAAUUGUCCACAAAACUCAAAUUAGGACUGAUUUAUUUAAUAACCGGAAUAAUUCUUGCUAUUCCAUUCAUCCUGUUUGAUUUUUCGCAAGAAAGUUGUGCCGCUAAUUUAUCUGCAAAUAAGGACAAAGAAAGUAAAGGAAACUUCAAUCAUAACUUUUCUCAAAGUGACAUCACUCAAAAAUUAUUUGAGAUUAUUGACAAGUUGCAAAAUGGCGUGAUUACCUAUACCGACGAUGACGGUAUGGUUGAAGAGGAUGUUAACAACGCUAACAACACCAACGACGCGUGGCAUCAAAAUACAUCCUCCUCAACAACUAGCAAUGACCAUUGUGAAUUGAGCGACAUUGAGAAAUAUUCGCCACUUUUGUUUAGCGAAGAACAAGUGCGACGAAAUGUUAAUGACUGGCUUCUCAAAAAUGGAAAGGACUCUCUCUACAACCGCGUCCGUCUCACCCGAAUCGGAUGGGCAAAUGAUUGGGUCCAACUUUUUAGCGCCACGCUGGUCUUUUUAACAUACGCGACGCUGUGGGAGGGUCACUCGUUUCAUGCCUGGGCCCAAUUUUACUUCGUCUCCCUGGAAUUGCUGCAGCGGUCUGUGAAUAUCCUGCAAACAACGGCAUUCCACUGGGACUACGCGUCAGUUUUACUCAGUCAUUAUGAUCCACAUUAUUUGCAGUAUUGUUCACUUGUUGAUUUGUUCUGUUACUAUGUUCCUCUGUCGCAGUUGUUCUGCUUGACUGCUCUGAUAUACCAUGUAUGGAAAACUUUUGGAAAAGAUACUCUGGUAGCAGAUUCGCGAAAUGAGAAGAGAUACAUCCAAUUUGCAGUAUUUGGAAUAUUUGUCCCAGCAAUCUACACCAGUUUGGGCUUCUUUAUGCAUCACAUGACCCCAGGCGGUUAUCUUUGUCAUCCAUCUUUUGAGACCAUAUCGGACCUCAUGCUCUACUUGGUGUAUCGUUACACUCCUAGCGGAGUUUUGAUUUUGCUGAACUUUUACCUCAUUUCUCGUACUCAAGGGGCACUUGAUAAGGUUAAGAGAGAGUGCAGAGUUGUCCGAAAACAGUGUUCGAAUCCAACUUCCAAACCAACAAAUAGAUUGAACCUUUAUUUGAAACUGCUCUGGAUUCUCUGCAUCUUGACACUCCUUCUGAAACCAUUUUCCAGAACAAUGAUGGCGUUUGGAGUACAUUUGGAACAAUAUGACGGCGGAUACACCAACAUGGCAUUGUACAUUCUAUCACGGACACAUAGUUGCAUUCUCCUAUUUGUUCUCCUUAAUCAUGCUCCCACCCGCGUUGGGCUGGAGAGGGUGGAGAGAAGCUUGUCGGAAUCAAUUCAGGAUGAAAAUGACAAUAUGAAAGGGAAACAAAAAAUGGCAAAUCCCAGCAGUAAAAAGGAUCACGGUUUUCUUGGCUACGUUGGAAUCAAGCUGAGAAUAAUUAUGACUCAAUUUCUGCUUCAACUUUGCUACCUCUGCAGCGGUCGACUUUGUUUUGUCUCCUGGAAGAGAAUUGUGAGAAAGAAGAAAGUCCUGAGUGAAGAACACUCGGAAAGCUCGAGCACGGCUUAAAAAAUCGAAACGGAGAAACCCAAGGAUAUAAAGUGGAGCAAGAUCAUAGUUUUCUGGACAUGAUUUUAAGAUAUGUAUUUGGAUAGAUGGGCACAUGAGGAUGGGAUGGCAAAUAUAUGUGUACAAAUUUUUACUCUUUUAAUAAAAAGUAAUUAUUCUCAGCGUAAAUA
Molecule: messenger RNA, 1909 nt
Organism: Folsomia candida
Lineage: Eukaryota; Metazoa; Arthropoda; Collembola; Entomobryomorpha; Isotomidae
Exons: 8
Coding region: 165-1739 (524 amino acids)
Source: RefSeq, a predicted model, not a curated record